UUGAAAACGUCACUUCCUGCUGCUCUAGGAAUACAAAACUCUUUUUUUUGUAACCAUGUCGGGAGACACGUGGAGGUGGACUUGCCUCGUCUUACACCUCCUUCCUUGUGCCGUGAUGCUGCCUUCCACCACAAGGCAGCAGCCUCCCAACCCAAAGAGACCUUUCCUCACCUUCACUGUGGAAACAGCGGACGUGCAUUUCAACCAUUUGGUGGUGGACGAGAGGAGAGGCAACAUCUACCUGGGGGCCGUCAAUUGGAUCUACAAACUCUCCAGCGAUCUGGAGAUGCUGACGUUUCACCAGACCGGCCCGGAUAGCGACAACCCAAAGUGCUACCCUCCCAAACUGGUCCAGCCUUGCAACGAACCCUUGAAGUCCACAAACAACAUCAACAAGAUGCUCCUCAUUGACUACAAGGAGAACAGGCUGAUCGCUUGUGGCAGCUUGUACCAGGGCAUCUGCAAACUCUUGAGGUUGGACGACCUGUUUAAGCUCGGGGAGCCCUUCCACAACAAGGAACACUACCUCUCUGGGGUGAACGAGAGCGGCUCGGUUUUUGGGGUGAUAGUCUCUUACAACAACAUGGACGACAAGCUCUUCAUUGCUACCGCCGUGGAUGGCAAACCAGAGUACUUCCCCACAAUUUCUAGCAGAAAGCUCCCCAAGAACUCCGAGGCAGAAGGGAUGUUUGCUUAUGUUUUCCACGACGAGUUUGUGGCCUCCAUGAUCAAGAUCCCAUCAGAUACGUUUACCAUCAUCCCUGACUUCGACAUAUACUACAUCUAUGGCUUCAGCAGUGGUAAUUUCGUCUACUUUCUCACCCUCCAGCCCGAGAUGAUUUCUCCACCGGGCUCCACCACUAAGGAGCAAGUCUACACCUCCAAGCUGGUCCGCCUGUGCAAAGAGGACACGGCCUUCAACUCGUACGUCGAAGUGCCCAUUGGCUGCGAGAAGAACGGGGUGGAAUACCGAUUGCUGCAGGCGGCCUACCUGUCCAAGGCGGGAGCCAUCUUGGCCAGGUCACUGGGCAUCAGGCCGGAGGACGACGUCCUCUUCACCGUCUUCUCCAAGGGGCAGAAGAGGAAGAUGAAGUCCUUGGACGAGUCGGCCCUGUGCAUCUUUGCUCUGAAGAGAAUUAACGACCGCAUCAAGGACAGGCUGCAGUCCUGCUAUAGAGGCGAAGGCACUUUGGAUUUGGCCUGGCUUAAAGUGAAGGACAUCCGCUGCAGCAGUGCACUGUUAACAAUUGACGAUAAUUUCUGUGGCCUGGAUAUGAAUGCCCCACUCGGAGUAUCCGAAAUGGUACGAGGACUCCCCGUCUUAACAGAGGACAAGGACAGGAUGACAUCCGUCAUUGCAUAUGUGUAUAAGAACCACUCCUUGGCUUUCGUGGGCACCAAAAGUGGCAAGCUGAAAAAGAUCCGUGUCGAUGGACCCAUCAGAGGUGCCCUCGAGUAUGAGAUUGUCCAGGUGGUGGAUACCGGCCCAAUCUUGCGGGACAUGGAUUUUUCCGUGGAUCACAAGCAUCUGUACCUCAUGUCUGAUAAGCAGCUCACCCGAGUGCCGGUGGAGUCCUGCGGACAGUACAAAAGCUGCAGCGAGUGCCUGGGCUCGGGGGACCCCCACUGCGGAUGGUGUGUGCUCCACAAUGCGUGCACAAGGAAAGAGCAAUGUGAGCGGUCCAGAGAGCCCCGGAGGUUUGCCUCGGAGAUACAGCAGUGCGUCCGACUGACCGUACACCCCAACAACAUCUCCGUCUCACAGUAUAGCGUCAUGCUGGUCCUGGAGACUUACAAUGUCCCGGAGCUGUCGGACGGCGUCAAUUGCACCUUUGGGGACCUGUCGGAAAUGGACGGCGUGGUGCUGGGGAGCCGGAUUCAGUGCAAGUCCCCCGCAGCCAAGGAGGUGCCAAAGAUCAUCACCGAGAACGGAGACCACCACAUUGUCCAGCUCCAGCUCAAAUCCAAGGAAACGGGGAUGACUUUUGCCAGCACCAGUUUUGUCUUCUACAACUGCAGCGUCCACAACUCGUGCCUGUCCUGCGUGGAGAGCCCUUACCGGUGCCACUGGUGCAAAUACCGCCAUGUCUGUACUCACGAACCCCUCAACUGCCACUUCUUGGAAGGACGAGUCAAGGUUCCUGAGGACUGCCCGCAGUUGCUGCACGUCAAUAAGAUCUUGGUGCCUGUGGACGUCGUCAAGCCAAUCACGCUGAAGGCCAAGAACCUUCCUCAGCCUCAGUCUGGACAGCGAGGCUACGAGUGCAUCAUCAGCAUCCAGGGCAACGAGAAGAGGGUUCCUGCUUUGCGGUUUAACAGCUCCAGCGUCCAGUGCCAAAACACUUCAUACACUUACGACGGGACGGAGAUUAACAGCUUGCCAGUGGAGCUGACAGUGGGGAAUGGGGAUUCAACCAUUGACAACCCUGCGCAGAACAAAGUCCACCUGUACAAAUGUGGGGCCAUGCGAGACAGCUGCGGCCUGUGCCUGAAAGCAGACCCGGACUACGAGUGUGGCUGGUGCGAAGACCAGAACCGCUGCACCUUGAAGCACCAUUGCCCCAUCCUGGAGAACCGGUGGCUGGAGCUCUCUGCGCUGGGGGGCAAAUGCACCAACCCCAAGAUCACAGAAAUCAGCCCGGUGAGGGGACCUCGUGAAGGAGGGACCAGGGUGACCAUCCGGGGAGAAAAUUUGGGCUUGGAGUUCCGGGACAUUGCAUCUCAUGUCAAAGUAGCAGGCGUGGAGUGCAUUCCUUUAGUGGAGGGAUACAUCCCAGCAGAGCAAAUAGUGUGCGAGAUGGGCGAAGCCAAGCACAGCCAGCAUGCAGGAAAUGUGGACAUCUGCGUGGCCGAGUGCAAGCCAGAGUUCAUGGCCAAAUCCUCCCAGUUCUAUUACUUUACGAUGCUGACUCUCUUUGACCUAAAUCCCAAACGAGGUCCAGUGUCUGGCGGAACCCAAGUCACCAUCACGGGCAAGAACCUGAACGCUGGCAGCAACGUCACGGUGCUUUUUGACGAGCAUCCCUGCCUUUUCCACUGGAGAACAGCAGAAAGGAUUGUCUGCAACACCACAGCUUACACCAGCGGCUCAGAGAAGAUGGUCGUGGACGUGAUUGUGAAGGUAGACAAGGCCAGGCUCCACAAGGAGCUGGAGAAGGCCAAGUCACCCAAGGAGCUGGAGUUUGAAUAUACGACGGACCCAACCAUCAUGAAGAUCGAUCCAGAAUGGAGUAUUGUCAGUGGAAAUACACCCAUUACAGUGCGGGGCACGAACUUGGACCUCAUCCAGAACCCUCAGAUCCGGGCGAAGUACGGUGGCAAAGAACACAUCAACGUUUGCGAAGUGCAGAACGACACGGAGAUGAUCUGCCAAGCACCAGCGGUGGAACCGAAUAACCAGACCGACCCUCCUGUGCGGCCAGAUGAGUUUGGCUUCAUCUUGGACAACGUCCACUCCUUGCUGAUCCUCGAGAAACCCAACUUCACCUACUACCCAAACCCCAUCUUUGAGGCUUUCAAUCCCUCUGGGAUUUUGGAGCUGAAACCAGGGACCCCUGUGAUAUUAAAGGGUAAAAACCUAAUCCCAUUGACAGGAGGGAACGCCAAGCUGAAUUACACUGUUCUGGUUGGUGAGAAGCCCUGUGUUCCCACGGUGUCUGAAGUGCAGCUGCUGUGCGUCCCCAAUCUCACUGGACGGCAUAAAGUGACGGCUCGCGUUGGAGGGAUGGAGUUUUCCCCAGGGAUGGUGAACAUCUCCCCCAGCCCACUUAGCCUGCCCGCCAUUGUCAGCAUUGCCGUGGCAGGGGGGCUCCUCAUCAUCUUCAUUGUGGCCGUGCUGAUUGCCUACAAGCGCAAGUCCCGCGAGAGUGACCUCACCCUCAAACGGCUCCAGAUGCAAAUGGACAACUUGGUCCGGGUCGCCUUGGAGUGCAAGGAAGCUUUUGCAGAACUGCAGACUGACAUCCAUGAGCUGACUAGCGAUUUAGAUGGAGCUGGCAUCCCGUUUCUGGAUUACCGGACCUAUACCAUGAGGGUGCUUUUCCCUGGCAUCGAAGAUCACCCUGUGCUGAGGGAUCUGGAGGUCCCUGGUUAUCGGCAAGAGCGGGUUGAGAAGGGCUUGAAGCUCUUUGCCCAACUCAUCAACAACAAGGUCUUCCUCCUUUUCAUCCGCACCCUGGAGUCCCAGCGCAGCUCUAUGCGAGACCGUGGCAAUGUGGCCUCCCUCAUCAUGACGGUGCUGCAGAGUAAGCUGGAAUAUGCCACGGAUGUCCUCAAGCAGCUCCUGGCCGACCUCAUAGACAAAAACCUGGAGAGCAAAAACCAUCCUAAGCUGCUGCUUCGGAGGACAGAAUCUGUUGCUGAGAAGAUGCUCACUAACUGGUUCACCUUCCUGCUCUACAAGUUUCUCAAGGAAUGUGCCGGAGAGCCUCUCUUCUCCCUCUUCUGUGCCAUCAAGCAACAGAUGGAGAAGGGCCCAAUCGAUUCCAUCACUGGGGAAGCCCGCUACUCCCUUAGUGAGGACAAGCUGAUCCGGCAGCAGAUCGACUACAAGACCCUGGUCCUCAGCUGUGUGAACCCUGACAAUGUGAACAGCCCCGAGAUCCCCGUGAAGAUCCUGAACUGCGACACCAUCACGCAAGUGAAGGAGAAGAUCCUUGACGCCAUCUUCAAGAACGUGCCGUGCUCCCACCGGCCGAAAGCCGCCGACAUGGAUCUUGAGUGGAGGCAAGCGAGCGGAGCCAGGAUGAUCCUUCAAGACGAGGACCUCACGACGAAGAUCGAGAAUGACUGGAAGAGGCUCAAUACCCUCGCUCACUAUCAGGUGCCCGAUGGAUCCGUGGUGGCUCUGGUGUCCAAGCAGGUGACAGCCUACAAUGCUGUCAACAAUUCCACUGUCUCCAGAACCUCUGCUAGCAAGUAUGAAAACAUGAUCCGCUACACGGGCAGCCCAGACAGCUUGCGCUCCCGGACGCCCAUGAUCACACCCGACCUGGAGAGUGGGGUCAAGAUGUGGCAUCUGGUCAAGAACCACGAGCAUGGAGAUCAGAAGGAGGGCGACCGAGGGAGCAAGAUGGUGUCGGAAAUCUACCUGACCAGGCUUCUAGCCACCAAGGGCACUUUACAGAAGUUUGUGGAUGACCUCUUUGAGACCAUCUUCAGCACAGCGCAUCGUGGGAGUGCCCUGCCCCUGGCCAUCAAAUACAUGUUCGACUUCUUGGAUGAGCAGGCAGACAAGCACAACAUCCACGAUCCUCACGUGCGGCACACUUGGAAAAGCAACUGCUUGCCGCUGAGGUUUUGGGUGAACAUGAUCAAGAACCCGCAGUUUGUCUUCGACAUCCACAAGAACAGCAUCACCGACGCUUGCCUCUCGGUGGUAGCGCAAACCUUCAUGGACUCCUGUUCGACCUCAGAGCACCGUUUGGGCAAGGAUUCCCCCUCGAAUAAGCUCCUCUACGCCAAGGAUAUCCCCAGCUACAAGAACUGGGUGGAAAGGUACUACUCAGAUAUCGGCAAGAUGCCAGCUAUCAGCGACCAGGACAUGAACGCCUACCUGGCUGAGCAAUCCCGCAUGCACAUGAAUGAAUUCAACACAAUGAGCUCCCUCUCAGAGAUCUACUCCUACGUGGGCAAGUACAACGAAGAGAUCCUUGGAGCCCUUGAUCAAGAUGACCAGGCCGGGAAGCAAAAGCUGGCCUACAAACUUGAACAAGUUAUAACCCUCAUGAGCAUAGACAGCUGAGAACUGCCCUACCAGGGGACUCCCUGGAAGGGAUUUGAAACAAACAUACAAACAAAACCAAGCCGUGCCUCAGUCAAGGACAUCCUCUUUACCAAGUGCAAGUUUCUGAUUGGCCGCCGAGCGGAGUCACCUGAAACACCUCUCGACUCCUCGAAGGCUCGCCCGCCAAACCUAUGGACGCCAAGCAACUAGGCCUCAAGGACUUGAGGGACGUCUCUGCGGAGGAAUCCCUAGUGUGGGCACCAUAGA
Molecule: messenger RNA, 5992 nt
Organism: Lacerta agilis (Sand lizard)
Lineage: Eukaryota; Metazoa; Chordata; Lepidosauria; Squamata; Lacertidae
Gene: PLXNA4
Product: plexin A4
Biological process (GO): regulation of GTPase activity; regulation of cell migration; regulation of cell shape
Cellular component (GO): semaphorin receptor complex
Molecular function (GO): protein binding; semaphorin receptor activity
Source: RefSeq, a predicted model, not a curated record